Molecule: messenger RNA, 1978 nt
Organism: Coniophora puteana RWD-64-598 SS2
Lineage: Eukaryota; Fungi; Basidiomycota; Agaricomycetes; Boletales; Coniophoraceae
Exons: 5
Source: RefSeq, a predicted model, not a curated record
GGUUGAGCGGAAGAUGGGAGGACAGCGCCAAGUUCCAUCCAAUGGAGUGAUCGGGCCAAGCCAAUUCAAUCGACUCCUUCCUCUUGUCGCACGUCCAGACUCCCCAGACAAAUCCUACCAGCUGUUCGUCGAGCUCCUCAUCAAGCGCCUUAAGUUCCGCACUGGGCAGGCAGUAGAUGACAUCGUCGCCACUCUCUCCAUGCUCGCCAUACGCGCUUUUGCCAUCCUCCUACCCAUAAUGACGCACAGCCAGGAACGCAUCCUCGUUCCACGUCUUAUCAUGAGCUGGGGGGAUGUGUUUUGGUGGACGUCGAUUCUGCAGGAGCACGUGGUCGAGAGUGAAGAGAAUUCAAUGGAUUUCCGCCUAAGGACGCACCAGUCGUUGCUUGUGUUCCUUAACUCUGCGGCGACAAAUCCAGCGCUGCUCGAGAUCAUGUGCUUCAAGGAUGCGGCGAUGACGCUGUUAUUCAGGACUCUGAAGCUAGGCGCGCAUAACCCCAAGUUUUCCUACCGGACGAUCGGCAACUUCGGCGGAUACGCGUUAGAUGACAUCCUCGGGCACUCGCUGAAGAAGGAUACUGCGGAUUUGGCCGAGGUCGUGAAGCGUCUGGGAGGCGAUGCGGGUGAGCUUGCUGAAGUGCUGCUAAAGUAUCUUCGCGACGAGCUCGCGAUCGAGAACAAGGAGGAUGUCGAGCUUGAUCUAGUUAUCGCUGUCAUCUCCAUCAUGAGCGGAGCUUCCAGCUUGGACGAGCUGCGGUUCGCCCUCCUAAUGCGACAAUCCGUGACUCUGGUUACUCAAGUCCUCUACAUGAUUGUCAAUCUGCCACUGGACAAUGCCGACCUUGAUCAUGACCUUGUCGUCAGCUGCAUCUCGCACGCAGUCUUCUAUCUGAACCGUGCGCUUGAGACAACAGACGGCACCACGUGGGUUCUUGAAGCUGUUCGAGCGGAGCUCAUACCAACUCUCCUUCUCUGCAACAAGUGGCUGCCACGUUCAUUACUCCCGCAAUACAAGGAGUUUGUCGAGAUUUUGAGCAUGAUUCUGCCAAAAUACACCAUCUACAUCGACAUUCUGGACGCCAUGAACCAGUCACUGUCCUUGGUAGAUAAGCUACACCUCGAAGACGAGAUUGAUAGGAAAGGUGACCUCUGGAAGGCACGCAAGGAGCUACGUAAGUGCGUCGGACAGCGAAGUGAAGCCAAGAAAACCGAUCUCCACCGCAGCGACAUGGUCGCAAUGUGUAGCAAUAGAAAGUGUCCGCAAAGGCGCCGUGCUAUUCCGUUUGAUGACUUCCGACGGUGUAAGGAGUGUUUGCGCGCUCAGUAUUGCUCGCACGAGUGUCAGAAGCAGCAUUGGACAGAGGGCGGCCACAGGGAGGCCUGUAAAGCAUGGCGGUCCCCGCAGAGCAACGAGGACAUUAACCCGCUCUCUCUACACGACAAUACGUACGCUGUCAAACUGAGCCUACACGACCUUCGGACCCGUCGUCAGGAGGUCGUCGACAGCAGAACGAAGCAAGAACUUAGGAAUUGCCUCGUCCUUCUGGAUUAUACUUCUUAUCCGUUCACGUUAUCUGUUCACCCCUUGGAACAUGCCUAUGAACGGCCCGAACCACCGCCGUCGCGAUGGCCCGACAUGCUCAAGGCAUUAAAAGCAGCUGGUCCAAACGCAGUGAUCUGGCGCUCGACGAUCCCUGCAGGAAGAACGGGCCGACGCUUCACCACGGGUAUCCUGGUAGUCCUCCCGAAUAAAGUAGAGGAGGUGUCAAUGGAACUCGUGCCCUAUGAUCCAGAGGAAGCGAUGAUCAAUCUGACGAAUGCACGCGCCAAUAUCAAGGUCUUCAAGGUUAUCAGUGCCAGUACCGAUACCGGUAUCGAGGACCAAAUGAAGGAGCUAACGGUUGUGGAGGUCUGGAGCAAGUCUGGAGGAAGAUGCAUAGGCUUGCAUAGGGAGCUCUCAUUGACGUCAUGCGGGUAA